Molecule: messenger RNA, 384 nt
Organism: Lentinula edodes (shiitake mushroom)
Lineage: Eukaryota; Fungi; Basidiomycota; Agaricomycetes; Agaricales; Omphalotaceae
Exons: 3
Coding region: 1-384 (127 amino acids)
Source: RefSeq, a predicted model, not a curated record
AUGAUCGAAGUAUCAAACCAGAUAUUCACGCCAAAGUCAGACGCACCAUCAAUGAACCCAGUAAAGGUAAGGAAGGACGUGGAUGAAAAUGGAUUUAUAGAAAGGGUUAAUGCAACGGAUACAAUGUACGUGUAUGGCGAGGAGAAUAUUGUGCUUUACAGUGAAGAAAAACUAGAUCAAGAAGGGGGAAAGAAGACCAUUCGUAUCCCACCCCAGAAACUCCACGUAGGAGAUAUCGUCGAUGUAGCAUUCAAUAUGGUUGCAGUGGGCAAGCCAAAUGAACAGAAGGCUAUACUUUUGCUUCGGAACAUCACACUAUUGGAUGCCACGCAUACGCAAACUCACGGAAUGCAGAAAUGGUUGAAACAAAAGGUCAAGAACUAG